AAUAUUUUCUUUUAUUUUCAGCUGGACGAGACCCCAUGAAACUACCAGUAAUUGUGUUCAUUCAUGGCGAAUCUUAUGAUUGGAAUGCUGGAAACCCAUAUGACGGCAGCAUACUUGCGAGCUUAGGAAACGUUGUCGUCGUUACGAUAAACUACAGAUUAGGAAUACUCGGUUUCUUGCCUGCUACGGAGGGAUCCGCUCGAGGCAAUUAUGGGUUGAUGGACCAAGUUGCAGCCUUGCAUUGGGUACAAGAAAAUAUAGCAGAAUUUGGUGGCGAUCCGAAAAACGCUACAAUCAUAGGGCAAGGCCAUGGUGCUGCAUUCGUAAAUUUACUUAUGAUAUCUCCCAUGGCUAGAGGACUGUUCCAAAGAGCUAUCAUGCAGAGCGGCUCAGCCUUAAGCCCCUGGGCUAUCGCCCACGACGCCCUGAACUACGGCCGACAGGUCUGUUCCACUCUGAGAUGCCCAACGGAGGAAAGUGCGGCCAUGCUUGACUGCAUGAGACAGCGCCCACUAGCUGAUAUCAUGCGAGUGCAGCUCAUGGUUCCGGAACACCUCUCUGCUUUUGGCCCAACCGUCGACGGAAUAGUAAUACCCGUGGAUCCUUUAACUCCCAUGAACGAAAAAGAAAGUCUGUUCGGUCAAUACGAUCUUCUUUUUGGAGUUACCCGAGCCGAGUACUUCUACCAUUUGUCUUCUAACGAAGAAAAGCACGGAAUCGAUCCAGACCGCAGGGACAGGUUACUCCGAACAUUGGUCAGGAAUUUAUUCAAUUACCACAUGCAAGAAAUAUUUCUUACAAUCGUAAACGAGUACACGGAUUGGACUCGACCCGUUCAGCAUCCAGUUAGUAUACUAGAUGCAACUCUUGAAGCACUCGGAGAUGGACUAACGGUUGCUCCGAUUAUUAAAGCCGGCAAUUUGCACUCCAAAACCCGUUCAAAAACUUAUUUUUACGUUUUUGGAUACCAAACAGAAAACGGGGACUUUCCGCAAAGAUUUGGUUGCGUCCACGGUGAAGAGCUGGCAUAUUUAUUUGGAGCGCCUCUUGUGGGGACUUUAUCUCACUUUUCAAAAAACUACACCAAGUCCGAGAUGUCACUUUCAGAAGCUGUUAUGUCUUACUGGAUAAACUUUGCAAAAUCUGGUGAUCCGAACAUUACCCCGCAUCAAGAGUUGGAAAGUCUAGCAUCUGAUAAAGCUAGAGGGCGAUUUGAGAAGUUUGUUUGGGCCCAGUAUGAAACGGUACAUCAGAAGUAUUUAUUAAUAGGAUUGAAACCAAAAGCAAAGGAUCACUAUCGUGCUCAUCGAUUGUCAUUCUGGCUAAACCUCAUCCCACAACUCCACCGUCCAGGAACCGUCUCUGUGAUACCACAGCACCAUCUUCUGGACGACCACAAUAAUCCUCUAACAUACGACGGAGUCGUCAGACCUUUAGCUGAUGGCGACGACAUGUCAGCGACGUUUUCUGGACCAUUCUUGGGUGGACAACCACAGAGUUCUCCAACCUUACGACCAACGUUAGCAAAAAAUGUCACAUCAGAACCUCCAUUGACGUCUACAGACUCACCGAAAGUACCCAAACCCUAUCCUGGAACUACAGUAGAUACGAUUAGCAAUUUCACUGAAACUCGGUCUGUGAUGAUACCUCAAAGUGGUUACUCAACAGCACUCAGUGUCACCAUUGCUGUGGGUUGUUCUCUGCUUAUCCUGAAUAUUUUAAUUUUUGCUGGUGUUUAUUAUCAACGUGACAAGAGUAGGAUGGAAAUGAAGCUACAGAAAAGAAACUACAAGGAAGGAAACGUUUAUGGAACCGAUGGCGAUGAACCCGCAGAUGAAGAAUCCUUUCAUCAAACACAUGGGGGCAGUGAUAAAGACAUUAAUAUUGAUAGGGAUAAAUACAAUAUUUGGGAAUUUGAAGUUCGACGAUCAGGUGAGCGGGAAGCCAUGGUGAUACCAUCACCUCCAACAAAGACAACCCCAUCUGGUGCUGCAUCUCCUAUGACCAUCUGUCCUCCAGGUCUUCCGCCAGAUUAUGCACACCACCAUCAUGCGAUGCAUCAUCCCUCCCAGCAAGGGGUACGCAUGCUACCUCCCAAAGUACCCCCGAAACCCGUCAUGGUACCAACUCCGGCUUCAGAGAACGCCUUACCCGAAGCGCAGCCCCUGCUGCCCCAUUGUGGCAUCCAGAAGCAAAAUCCAGCCCCACCACCACAAACCCAAGAAAUGCCAGUGUGAGCUGAACAAGAUGACUUUCUUCGGGCAGGGUGUAAAUCUUGUUCAACAGUUCGUUGUCGCUAACCCAUGAUUUUACAUUUGAAGAGGGUUGAAAUCUUUCUUGAAGUGGAAAUGCCAGGGCGCUGAAAUAAUUUGUAUAUUCAAUGUUUGUCAUCUGAUGUGCUUUCAGGACUAUAACCUGACAUGUGAAAAUAGUUCUUAUUCGUGAACUUGCUCAUGUUGAUCGCAAGCAUGUUUUCUGUAUUGAAAAAUAUAUUUCUUCCAAGGAAAGGCGAUGAGGCUUUAUUAUAAGAAAGGGAUAACGAAAAAAUAGUACAGCCCAUGAAAAAUUUUAUGUGAUAUAAUAUUGUAAAAUAAAAAUAUAUUCACUUCAGAAAAAUUAUCAUUGAACCCUCAAACUAAAGGCGUUCAAUUAUACAUUUAUUUUCUUUAACUAAAAAAAAAAUUAAUGUUUUAUCACUCUUAAAUUAAGGCGUCCUAAAUAUUUUCAGACAUAUUUUUUCAUCAUAACAGCCGCUCACGCUUUCUGAAAAAAAUUCUAAAAUAAUCUUCCAGCAUUUUAAUCUAAAAUUUGGGCAAAGAGAAAAAAGUCUUAAUUGCAUUUAAAACAUGGUGAAUUUUCAUAAAGCUUUUAAACCUAAAUUGUUUUGCUCAAGGUCGCGGUAUUGCGAUAAACCGACAGUUUUUUUUUUUUACCAUCAUAACGUGAAAUGUUUUUUCAAAAGUGGUACACUUCAAAAACAAUUUGUAAAAUGGUGUCUUACUGCCAUUAUGUCUUCCGAUUUUAAAACAAACAUUCAAAGCAGGAAAAAAUGUAUGAGGAAAAUAUCAUUGCUUAAAAACCAUAUAAAUUUCCAUCAACAAAUUCAAAAAAAAAAACUCUUAAUUUAUUUAUUUACACCACAAUAUUUUAUAAAUAUCGAAUGUUGUUUUUUAGAAGAAAAAUAAAUUAAAAAUUAUAGAUUUAAAACUAUGAUCUCCUAUAAUAGUUUUUCAAUUGCGAAAACAUCAUUGACUGAAUUUCAAGAACUUUAAUUUGGAUGUUGGGUUGGCAAUUUAUCAAUUUAAAGGGUAUUUCAUUAUAAAAUAAAACAGAUAAAAGAAGAAUGAGCUUCUAAUACAACUGUUACUAUAUAUCAUUCAAAACUUGACUGAUUAUCAAGAUGUGUGUUUGUGCAAAUGAAAACUGAUUUCUCCAUUUUAUUUAAAGCAGUUACUUUUGCUUUUAAGAAUAAAUAAUUUUGAUAAAAUAUUUAUGUACCUAAUAAAGAAAUAACUUUUCUUGGGCUGUAGUAUUUUCCCUUUCCGUCACGUCUCAGGAGGUCUUCCCAUUCAAAUGUCCGUAGAUGUUUUUUUUUUCUUUGCCGAGAUGAAGAUGAUGUUCUUAAGAUGGUCAGCCAAUGGAGCUAGCUUUUUCUUUUAAUUAUGAGGAAGAUAAGCGUGUCACGCGUUUUUAUAAAUAUCCGUGUUUUAUUUUAAUUUGUGUACUGCAUAUUGUAUUACAUUCUUUUGUAAAGCUAUAAUGGAAAAAGUGUUGAUGUUGCAUAUACAUUUAAACUAAAGCAACUAAACAUUUGAUUCUUAGUAAAUAUAAUAGCUACUUUUGUUUUAUUGUUCUGAUUUGAAUCAAGCACUAUUGAAUCACAAUGUGGCAUUCUAACGCUGUUUUCAACUGAAGUUAAUGUUGCGUUAGAUUGUAAGACAUCAAAAGAAUGUGUUCUAGAUUUGUUAUUUUAAAGUUAAUAAAAUGUUUAAG
Molecule: messenger RNA, 3993 nt
Organism: Uloborus diversus
Lineage: Eukaryota; Metazoa; Arthropoda; Arachnida; Araneae; Uloboridae
Product: neuroligin-2-like
Exons: 7
Coding region: 36-2237 (733 amino acids)
Biological process (GO): postsynaptic membrane assembly; presynaptic membrane assembly; chemical synaptic transmission
Cellular component (GO): postsynaptic membrane; synapse; cell surface
Molecular function (GO): neurexin family protein binding; signaling receptor activity
Source: RefSeq, a predicted model, not a curated record